Molecule: messenger RNA, 1824 nt
Organism: Chiloscyllium plagiosum (whitespotted bambooshark)
Lineage: Eukaryota; Metazoa; Chordata; Chondrichthyes; Orectolobiformes; Hemiscylliidae
Product: matrix metalloproteinase-20-like
Biological process (GO): extracellular matrix organization; collagen catabolic process; proteolysis
Cellular component (GO): extracellular matrix
Molecular function (GO): metalloendopeptidase activity; zinc ion binding
Source: RefSeq, a predicted model, not a curated record
UUUAGUUCAUCAGAAUAACUCUGAGGAUGAAGUGCCUUUGCUUGACAUUCAGUUUUUUAUUUGUGAAUCUUGUUACCUCUAUGCCUAUCUUUCCUCAAAUUGAAGCAAAGGAAAUGUUUCAAAAUGACUUGAACUAUGCACAGGUUUGUAAUACUUAGCAAUCCUUCACAGAUUGUUGAAAUGUUGAAAUACAUUAAACAGUUCUAUACCUUUGGAGAUGGUUCAGAAAAUUUCAUAGAAAGUAAGGACUUCCUAUCAGGAAAGAUUAAAGAACUGCAACAAUUUUAUGGACUGCAGGAAACAGGGGAACUGAACCGUGAAACCAUAGAGAUAAUGAAAGCACCUCGAUGUGGUUUUCCUGAUCUCGCUCACUAUCAACUCUAUCCAGGGAGACCUCGUUGGAGGAAACCAUUUGUCACAUACAAUAUAGUGAAUUAUCUACCUCAACUAAGCUACUUUGAAAUAGAAGAUGCCAUUUGGAGGGCUGUGAAUAUUUGGCAAAAAGCAACCCCACUGAAUUUUGUCAGAGUCCAUAAUUUUGAAGCUGAUAUCAUGAUUUCAUUUGAAGGACGUGUUCAUGGUGAUAAUUUUCCAUUCGAUGGACGUGGAGGUACUUUGGCUCAUGCAUUUUCACCUGGACCGGGUAUUGGAGGGAAUAUUCAUUUUGAUCAGGAGGAGGAUUGGACAAUAGGAGACUAUGGUGUCAACCUAUUUCAUGUUGCUGCCCAUGAAUUUGGUCACGCACUGGGGCUUGGUCACUCCAGGCAUCGUUCUGCUGUGAUGUAUCCUACGUACAAAUACGGUCGAUCAAAUAUAUUCUCUCUUUCAUGGGAUGACAUCAUGGCUGUACAGGAUCUGUAUGGAUUCAUACGAAUGUAUCGUCAACAAUCUGCAGAACCACUAAUAACAGAUAAAUGUGAUUCCUCCACAUCAUUUGAUGCUGCCACCAGUGCACAUGGUGAAAUAUUGCUCUUCAAAAAUAAAUACUUCUGGCGAACAGAACCAAAAGUAGCUGAUGCCAAGUUCAUCACUAUCCAAGAUAUCUGGCAUGGUCUCCCAUCGAGCAUCGACGCUGCUUGUGAAAUUCCUGAGGACGAUAUUAUUUAUUUUUUCAAAGGAUCAAAAUUUUGGACUUACAGCCAUUUUGGACGUAGUCAAAACUCCUCUAAAUCUAUCUCCCUCUUUGGAUUUCCAGCAUAUGUGAAGCAAAUCGAUGCAGUAGUAUUUAUUCAACAGACAAAAAAGCUAAUAUUCUUUGUGGGGACGAUGUACUGGAGUUAUAAUGAUAAAAUAAAGUCUAUGGACUAUGGCUAUCCAAAACAGAUAAAUAGCAGCUGGCCAGGAAUCGAUGACAACAUAGAUGCUGCCUUACAGAAUAAUGGAUUCCUUUACUUCUUCAGUGGGCCACGCCUGUAUGAAUAUGACAGCUGGAGAAGAGAAAUUGUUCGUACGUUAAAUUCUAACAAAUGGUUGGGAUGCUGAGCCUCUGAAUUCAGACUCACUAUACAACGUAUAUUUUAGGCUAAAGGUCAAAUCUCUGUGGCCAAAUGGUUAUAAGGAGGACAGUUCUGCUACAGAAUUUAAUUAAAUAACAUGAUUACAACAAAUCCUUUUAAUGCAUCCAAUGUUUUUUAACAUUGUAACUGUAUUAAAUGAUUGAGCAAUGCUAAAUCUUUAUAAAUAUAAGGUAUUCAAAAGGAUAGAAGUGAAUCCAUGAGCAGUCCAUUGAGCAUCUUUUAUUGAUAGACCACCCCACUGUAUGGUCAGAGUUUAAUGUGUACAAAUGUAACACAAAUAACGUUGGAGGUUGUUCAUUGUUGCGUC